AUGUCAGAGAACACAUUUAACGAGUCUGUAACGAAUGCCACCCACGUGUUUUCUGGUCUGGACCUUCUAUUUCUUCUGAAACCCCUUUUCAUCCCUCUCUACGCACUACUGGUAACUGUGGCCUGUCUGGGCAACUCGGUCCUAAUCUUACUUAUCGCAUUUACUAAAAAGCUUCACAACACCACGAAUUUCCUGAUUGGGAACCUAGCUGCUGCUGAUUUGGUGAUGUGCAUAUUUUGUGUCCCACUAACUGCCUCCUAUGCAUUUGAGGUCCGUGGCUGGCUUUUUGGGAAAUUCAUGUGCCAUUUUGUCACAUUAAUGCAGGCGGCUACUGUCUUUGUUUCAGUCCUGUCGUUGACCGCUAUUGCAGUAGAUCGAUAUGUCGUAGUUGUCUACCCAAUCAGAAGAAGAAUAGACUGUAAAUCGUGUGUCUAUAUUGUCAUGGUGAUCUGGCUGGUGUCCAUCGGAGUCUCUAUGCCAACGUCCAUCCGCACUCAUUAUCUUGAUCUCAAGAAAAUUGGCCACGAUAUGGUUGUUUGUGAGGAAUUUUGGACGCACCAUGAGAAGGAGCGGCUCUUGUACUCUUGCACCAUGCUCCUCUUGUCCUACAUGCUCCCACUAUCUGCGGUCACCAUAUCUUACUGUGCCAUCGCUUUCCACCUGAGGAAAAGAAACGUUCCUGGCGCGGCGUCUCACAACCAAGACAAAUGGUUUAAGAAAAAGCAGAAAACGUUCCGCAUGCUCAUAAUCUCGGUCAUGGCUUUUGCCAUCUGCUGGCUUCCUCUUCAGGUGGUCAAUCUAAUCCGUGAUGUUGAUGAAGAUUUUACCAUUCUGGAUAAAUACUAUAUCAAUGUCAUCCAGGUGACAUGCCACCUAUUUGCCAUGAGCUCUGCAUGCUAUAACCCUUUCAUCUAUGCUUCGCUCCACGACAAGUUCCGCUUCCACCUGAGAAACUACUUCUACCACAAGAAACGAGCUGGCAUGAUGUCUAGCAAGAAUUCCAGACUCAACACCUGUUCCACAUUGGCUGAUGUUCCGGUGGUCCUUUCAGACAAGAUAACUCUGCAGGGCAGAUUUUCCUUCAAUUAG
Molecule: messenger RNA, 1089 nt
Organism: Pelobates cultripes (western spadefoot toad)
Lineage: Eukaryota; Metazoa; Chordata; Amphibia; Anura; Pelobatidae
Source: the annotation of a GenBank genome assembly